AGAGUUCUUUGAUGACGAACCACUGUACUGUCACUGUCAUAAACUUACUGUGUUCAUUGUAGUUGAGAGUUCGGAACGAAGGGAAGUCAAACUUUUACCAAUACCAUCCUUAAAUAAAAAGUGAUCGAAAAGGCAGUCUAGGAAUGAAGCGACUUCGAGUCUUCGUGAUGUUAAUACUAGCGGUGAUACUGUGGAUGUUUGCCGGCGUUGUGAACUCACAAACCACUGGUGGAACCGCCACACCGAUUACCACCACCACACCGUACCCCGAAAUCAUAAUUGAUGGUUGUCCACCAGUGAUUGAGCCUGCGUAUACCAGAUAUACCUGGCAACCAGUUGAUGUUUAUUGGAAUGCGCCCUCUGCAGGACAGCUCACGCCAGUCACCGACACACCCCAAGGGAACCGUUUUAGUUUAGGAGUUACAGAAGUCACUUACAUCUUCACCGAUCCUGGUGGAAAUUCAGCUGAGUGUGUGUUCAAUGUGACUGUGCUUCUUCAGUGUCCGUCAUCCACCGAUCAUCCUUGUGAGAAUGGUGUGUGUGUGCCCACCUCAACUAUGUGUGAUGGUUUUAAUGACUGCGGAGAUGGUCGGUUUGGAUCAGAUGAACAGAAUGGAGAAUGUGAACUUAAUCAAGCAUGUAGAUCUGCAGAACAGUUGCUUUAUGGAGCCUGCGUUCAGCAAUCACAGUGGAUAAAUGCAAGAGAAGCUGUCAGGCAAGUUGUGAAGGGGCAAGAAAAUACUGUCUUCAAAUUCACGGCUCCGUCCAGCGCAACAGAAUUAACACGUCUUCACACGGUCCGCAUCAAUGUGACCGACAUUAUUGAUCUAGAACGGAAGGAAAUACCGUCACCCACCGUCUUUCUCAAUAUUUCAUCCUCGUCCUAUUCUACAACAGCGAGAGCCCAGGUUUCAGGACAACUUGGCACCGGUCUCUUGGAGAUUGAGAUACGCCUGGCGUUGCCUGUCCAACCCAACGAAGAGAUCCUAGUCUCCAUGGAAUUUGACGACAAUAUUUUGGCGGGCAGACCCCCCUUCCCUGCAGAGAGCACUAACAUAACCAGUGUUUCGGUCAGGUAUGCCACCUUCAAGCCUGGAUGUGACAACAGCGACUGUCUGGAUGCGUUUGUCGCUUGGAAGGCUGUUGUCCAGUCAGCUACCAGCGGACCGGGACCGAGGGUGUGUGUCAUUCCUGAAAGUGCUGCGUUCAUACAGAGCAUCUACGAUUCUUGCUUGGACCUGCCAGAGUUUGAAUUUGUCAGUCCGAGUGUGUCAGCACCAGUAGAAUCUCAGGUGAUUCUUAAGUGCAUCGGGCGGGGUGUUGUUCCACCGCUGGUUGAGUGGUAUGAAGAUGGCAAUGCGGUGGCAUCUGGAUAUGGUGCUGCAGCUUUUGAAGUGUCUGUUGGAGAAACGCGAAGUUUCCAGUGUGUCCUUGACAACAGUAUCUGGUAUGGAGAGACUGUGACCGUGUCGGUAUGGAGUGAGGAAUGCCAGAGCCUCGAUCAGGAUGUCCAAGACGUAUUCCAGCUUAGCAAUCCCUGUUUCAACGAUCAGAUGCUGACGUUGCUUAACGAUGGCCAGUCCCGAGAAGUUAGCUUUAGUUAUUUUACAACGGAGCCUAUAGUGGCAUACAGACUCUUUGUACCUGUACUGGCCUUUGUGGGUUACGUUGAACCUGAUUACGGCAGUGAUGCGCCAAACUCCGGCCAGACACCUGUUUUGCUGCCAGUUCGGCUGACCAUGACACUACUUAAUCUCUCGCGAAAGCGUAGAGACGUUAACAGUGACGAGAUAUAUACCAGAGAGUACAGGAACCUUUAUGUACCGGUGUUAGCAUCUGAGAAAGUAAGGUUUGUCUUGGACCCGCCGGUUUCCAUCAGUGCCUCCAGAACACUUUUCGUCAGCGUGACGGUUUUAGAGGGCCAGGGUGGGUUUGUUGAGAGACCACCUGUUGGACCAGCUCAAUUGGCUGCGUUGAGUUGCACACAGAGCAACGACUCUACCUGCGACAACUUACUGGAUGACUGGUCUCAGAAACAGCAGAAUCUCGAAGCAGCGGGAUGCAGAACUGAGCGGAGUCUAGAGUUGAUGGCGUAUCAGAUUUGCCAAGGGGCAUCCGCAGCUGAGCCAGUGGUAAUUACUCAUCCAAAGUCUGUAGACGUCACAUUGUUGCGAGUCAUCGACAGUCCACCAGUAGGAACGGCCGUUAUGACCUGUUACAUAGAGAACGCCGUGGAAUACGAAUGGUACAAGGUUGCCCCCGUUCCGGCUCGGAAACUCGUCAAGAGUGGGAGCACGCUUUCCUUCACGAUUGGACAGUCUAAUCCUGGUGACCAAGGCUCAUACGUGUGUGUCGGGAAAGGCGGUGCCCCGUACAACAGCACGGUAGAAACUCGGCCUGCUACUCUCACUGUUGAUGGUUUUUCAGUGUUCAAAGUGACUGCCAGGUUCGUGGGUUUGACGUACACAGGAAAUCUGAGUGAUUCAAACAGCCAGGAAUACAUGAGCCUUAGUGGGGAUGUCCGAAAUCGGUUCGCCAUACUGACCGAUUCUGUCCCAGCAAGUGGGUAUGGCUUCGACAUUGUCGGCUUCAGUCCUGGUAGCGUCAUCGCUGAUGUCAUCGUAUACGUCGGUCAGCCUUUCAGCCCUGGCAUGCUGGACAGUGAACUAGCAGAGGAAAUUGCAACAGCUCUCAAUACUCCUCUGCCAGAGUCACUAGAAGUUGAAGUCGUUGAAGUCGUGAGCUUAGUCACCUGUUUUGGUGAGGAAGUUGACGGUCUGAGGUUCCCCCAGGCUAAAGUUGGACAGACUGUCCACUCAGUGGAACGUUGCCCAGAGAUAACAGCCAAGGCCGGUAUGCCACGGGGUACCAGGGAUUGUGCCGGUAACAUACUGUCUGAAGCAAUAUGGCUAGGCCCUGUUCUACUGGAUUGCUUGGAUGGUGAAAAUGCCAAUGCUCUACUUGAGGAAUUGUCCCAAGUUAACGUAACGAGUGAGAAUGUUCCAGAGAUUGCUGAUCAGACAGUCGUACUGACGUCUAAUCACUCACAGAUCGAUGCCUCAGGAAUCAUGGCUACUGCCGAUAUCCUGGAGAAGAUUGUAAAUGUUGGCACCCCAUCUACUGAGGUCGCUCUUGAUGUUGUGAGGGUCGUCAACAACAUUCUUCAAGUCGAUGACGAGACGUACGAGGAUCUUGGCGAGGACCCUUCCCCCUCUCGCAUCAUUCUGGCCCUAGAGGGCUACAUCACGGAGCUCCAGACCAGCAACGCCACAGGCAAUCUGACCGCAGUGCACAGCGAUAUCGCUGUCGUGGCGAUCGUCGUACCCCAGGACUCCCUCCAGAUCGGUCUAGGGUUUGCUGCCGUGCCCCAGGGCUCCGGUCAGGAGGGGGAUUCCCCCUUGACUGAGGAUGAUGUCAUGGUGUACUUUGAGCCAGAGAGAAUCCCUAUCCCAGACGUCAAAGCCUCCAUCACGCUGCCCCCAGAGAUUCUGGACUUUGUCUCCCCAGGUGAUACUGUCCCCAUCAGUUUUUUCUUCUACCGGAGCAGUAAGCUCUAUCGUUCACCCAAACUGCGUGCCGCGGCCAGGCCCGUGGACAAUUUUAGCCGUGCUGUAGGUAGUUACAUCAUUGCUGCUACCGUGGAGGGAGUCAGGGUGCAGGACCUGCCCAUGGAGGCACCAGUCUCCAGCGCAUUCCUUCCUGUUAAUGUGGGUGGCCCUGAAGACACAGUUAAUGGAUCGCAGUGCGUCUUCUGGGAUUUCAGCUUAAACGACAACUUUGGUGAUUGGUCGACGGAAGGUUGCAGCAAGGUCACCGUGAAUAACACGCGGACCGUGUGUCACUGUGAUCACCUGACUAGCUUCGCCGUGAUCGUGGAUAUCUAUGGCAACCAAGAUAACAUUGUUCUGAGCAUCAUCAGUAAGAUCGGCUGUGCAGUCUCGCUAGUGGCUCUGGUUAUUACCAUCAUCACGUAUGUCGCUCUCAAGAAACUUCGCAGCAAGCGUCCACAGCAGAUCCUGCUCCAUUUCUGCUUUGCCCUGGCUGGUCUGUACCUAGCCUUCUUGGCCGGCAUCGAGGCCACCGCAUCGGGAGUUGGUUGCAUCAUCGUGGCCGUCCUAAUCCACUACUUCACCUUGGCAUCUGUCUCCUGGAUGGCAGUGGAAGCCACCAACAUGUAUCUGCUCUUUGUCAGGGUGCUCAACGCCAAUGUAUCCAACUUCCUGCUCAUCGCCUCCAUCCUAGCCUGGGGUCUCCCGCUUGUGGUUGUGAUCAUUAUUCUGGCUGUUGACCACACCAACUACAUGACCGCUGACUAUUGUUUCCUGCGUCCAGAUAACGCCCUCUACUUCGGCCAAAUCCUUCCGAUUGGCCUGGUACUCAUCUACAACUUUGUCGUCUUCACGCUGGUCAUGCGCCAGCUGACCUGCGCCCGCAAGAGCAUCAAGAGCUCCACGGAUCGCACCCAACGCCAGGAAGUGACGCGCCGUCUGCAGAACGCCUUAGCCAUCUCGGUCCUGCUAGGCUUGACCUGGGUCUUUGGUCUGCUCUCCCUGGUCCAGACGGCCAACUUUGCCUUCCAGGUCCUGUUCUGCAUCUUCAAUUCCCUGCAGGGCCUGAUGAUCUUUCUCCUGUUCUGCGUGCGCCAGCAGGAAAUACGCCAGGCGUGGUGGAAGUUCUUGACCUGCCAGUGCCGCAAGGACCGGGCCGCUGAUUACUCCAAGGGGACGGGGAGUAAGAGUAGACAGCGUGAUUCUCACGGCCAAGGCACCAUACCACUCACUCACCAGAGUACCAACAGCACCAACACCAGCUAGAUGACUGACAACGAAACGGGGCCUGAUUGGCCAUUGUGGGACCAGUGAGGGCGCUGUAUUAAACAAAAUAAAUUCUGGGAACAAACAGGGGUGCGUUUUGGCGGUCAUAACCAAGAAUUGGUUCAGUUGUUUCUUGUCAGUGAAUUUCUGCGGGAAUUUUAAAUGGACGAGAAUUACUCACGGUACUGCAAUACUCAAACCCCCAAAACCAUUAGCCAAAGAGAAACAACCGAACCAAUUCUUGGUUAUGACCGCCAAAACGCACCCCUGUAUGGAUAAAAUUGUUUAUUCACGACUUCACUCUUAACAUUGCAAACCAUUUUAGAAAUGGACGUUUUGAUACAGCAGCAUGAAAACUGAUGUCACUUCACACUUAAAAAAUUGCCAUUAAAUUUGAAAGAAACCACAGUGUUUAGUCUGGUAAAGCUUUGUGGGCACAUGUGGUCUAGCGGUGGAGCACAAGAUUCAUGAUCGUGAGGUUGUGGGUUCCAGCCCCGCCGUGGCCAUGCGUGUUGUGCCCUUGAGUAAGGCGCUUUACCUCAAUUACUCCUCUCAACCCAGGUG
Molecule: messenger RNA, 5378 nt
Organism: Patiria miniata (bat star)
Lineage: Eukaryota; Metazoa; Echinodermata; Asteroidea; Valvatida; Asterinidae
Exons: 22
Coding region: 144-4814 (1556 amino acids)
Biological process (GO): cell surface receptor signaling pathway; G protein-coupled receptor signaling pathway
Cellular component (GO): membrane
Molecular function (GO): protein binding; G protein-coupled receptor activity
Source: RefSeq, a predicted model, not a curated record